AUGGCCGAGAGUUUUCAGAAGAAAGUGGCUGACUCGCCUGAUGCGAUCCUGAAGAAUGGGCUGAACAACAGAUACCGUGUGCUGGAGGUCAGCGUGAUCCAGAGGAAUGGAAGUGACCCUGAGAAACACUUGACAAUUACAGCCUCCCCCUCACUGGAAGAUACAGAACUGUGCAUCCUUAGGAAUGGCUGGGAGUCUGUCCCCGUGGUUCCAGGGGACAUUGUUCAUUUGGAAGGGGAGUGCAGCUCUGGCACGUGGGUGAUCAGUGCCCAGAGUGGGUACCUGGUGCUGUACCCAGACCUGCUGCUGUCGGGCACCACCAUCUCCAGCAGCAUCCGCUGCAUGAGGAGGGCAGUGCUGAGUGAGCGCUUCAGGGGCGCCGAGCCGGGCUCACCCCAAAUGCUCAUUGGGACAAUUCUUCAUGACAUCUUCCAGCAGUCAGUCACCAAUGACCUGACACAAGAAAAGGUGCAAGAACUAGCAAAUAAAAUUGUGUAUGGACAAAAGUACCUCAAGGAAAUGUAUCUCUUAAAUGUGAAACAAGCACAGAUAAUGCAAGAAAUAGAAGAAUAUUUGCCAUCAUUUUUUAAGUGGGCAGAAGACUUCAUGCACAAUCCAGCACACCAAAACAAAAUGCAACUGAAACUGUCAAAUGGUGGAAAAACAGAAGAUGUAUGUUCUAAGAUAGAGGUUGUAGAUAUCUUGGACAUUGAAGAGAAUAUCUGGUCUCCCAGGUUUGGGCUAAAGGGCAAGAUUGAUGUUACAGCCAGGGUGAAAAUCCAUUGCCAGUCUGGAGUACAGUCUCGGGUAAUGCCUUUGGAGCUCAAGUCUGGCAAGGAAUCCAACUCCAUCGAGCACAGAAGUCAGGUUAUUCUGUACACAUUGCUGAGUUUGGAGCGGAGAGUGGAUCCUGAAGCUGGAUUUCUCCUUUAUCUGAAAACUGGUACAAUGUAUCCUGUGUCUGGGGCUCGCAUGGACCGCAGAGAAUUAAUGAAGUUGAGAAAUCAUGUGGCCUUCUACUUGACACACAGUACCUAUAAAUCUGAUGUGGGAAGGCAGAAUUCACAGCUUGCUGCUUUGCCUCCUGUGAUUGAUGACAGUCAAACAUGUAAAUAUUGUUCCCAAAUGCACAACUGCUUUCUGUACAGCAGGGCUGUGGAGCAGAAGAUGGCCAGUGUGGCCUUUCCUCCUGCUUUGGUGCCUGUCAUUGACAGAGAGACCCAGCACCUGAAACCCUCCCACCUGGAGUAUUUCAGCCUCUGGUAUCUGAUGUUAACCUUGGAGCUGCAAAGUGGAGAGCAUAAAAAGGGAUAUAAAAAUAUAUGGAUGACACCUUCUUUGGAAAGAGAGAAGGCUGGAGAUUGUGUUGGAAACAUGAUGAGAGUUGAUGAAGUCCAUGAAGUUUCUGAGGGACAGUACCUACAUUUUUUCCAGCGUAGAAAUGGUGCCAUACCUGGGACAAACCUGUUGGUUGGUGAUCGAGUGGUUGUGAGUGGAGAGGAAAAGGGUUUGCUUGGUUUGGCUACUGGCUAUGUUAGAGAAGUCAGUGGAACAAAAGUCUCCUGUUUGCUGGGCAGGGAUUUGUCAAACCUCCCCAAGACCACUGUAUUUAGGUUGGAUCAUGAUGAAGGAGAUGUUGGUACAGGAGUCCCUUUUAAAAAUCUUUCUAAAUUGAUGAAAGAUUGCCCAGUCAGUGAAAGGCUCCGCAACCUGAUCAUUGACUUCCAGAAACCAUGUUUUAUUCAGCACUUGAGCUCUGUCCUUCCUCCUGAAGCUAAGGAAACUGUUGCAAAUAUUUUAAAGGGUCUAAAUAAGCCUCAGAAACAGGCAAUGAAACAAGUGCUACUUUCAAAAGACUACACCCUUAUUGUGGGUAUGCCUGGAACAGGAAAAACGACUACAAUAUGUGCUCUAGUGAGAAUUCUUUCUGCUUGUGGCUUUAGUGUCCUUCUGACCAGUUUUACACACACAGCUGUGGACAAUGUCCUGCUGAAGUUGGCCAAAUUCAAAGUUGGUUUCUUGCGCUUGGGGCGAGCUCAGAAGGUUCACCCAGAUAUUCAGAAAUACACAGAAGAAGAAAUCUGCAGGUCCAGAUCAAUUAAGUCUGUAACGGACUUGGAAGAGGUCUAUAAUAGUCAGCCAGUGGUAGCAACAUCUUGCAUGGGAGUAAAUCACCCCAUCUUUACUCAGAAGCAAUUUGACUUCUGCAUUGUUGAUGAAGCUUCCCAAAUCAGCCAGCUCGUGUGCCUGGGCCCACUGUUCUGCUCCAAAAGGUUUGUGCUGGUGGGGGAUCAUCAGCAGCUGCCUCCACUUGUGCUGAAUGCAGAAGCCAGAGAUCUUGGCAUGAGUGAAAGCUUAUUUAAAAGGCUGGAACAAAACCAAAAUGCUGUUGUCCAAUUAACUGUGCAAUACAGAAUGAAUAGUAAGAUUAUGUCAUUGAGUAACAUGCUGGUAUAUGAAGGCAAACUGGAAUGUGGUUCAGAGAAGGUGUCAAAUGCCACUGUUAACUUGCCCAACCUAAAGAAAUUGAAACUGGACCUUGGGGAUGCUUCAAAGUCAUGGCUGAAAGAAGUUCUUGAUCCAGACACACCUGUGUGUUUUCUGAACACAGAGAAGGUCCCAGCAGCAGAACAUGCAGAAAAAGGUGGCAUAAGCAAUGUGACAGAAGCUAAAAUAGUGCUUUUCCUCACAUCCUUAUUUAUUAAGGCUGGCUGUAAGCCCUCAGACAUUGGCAUCAUAUCCCCCUACAGACAUCAGUUAAAAACCAUCACUGACUUGAUGGCAAAAUGGAAGGAGAACAGAGUGGAAGUGAACACGGUUGACAAAUACCAAGGAAGAGACAAAAGUGUCAUCAUUGUGUCUUUUGUUAGGAGCAGUAUUGAUGAAAAUCUUGGCACCCUGCUGAAGGACUGGCGCCGCCUGAACGUCGCCAUCACCAGAGCCAAGCACAAGCUGGUCAUGGUGGGCUGUGUUCCCUCCCUGUGCUGCUACCCUCCCCUGGAGAAGCUCCUCUGCCAUUUGCAGUCCCAGGCAAUGAUCUUGAAUCUUCCAGCCGGGGCUCAUGAAAGUAUCCACAAGUGUAACAUCUUAUGA
Agelaius phoeniceus (red-winged blackbird) is the source of this 3093-nucleotide messenger RNA. RefSeq names its product DNA replication helicase/nuclease 2 (gene DNA2). The record is from RefSeq and is a predicted model, not a curated record. Gene Ontology annotation, cellular component: cytoplasm. Gene Ontology annotation, biological process: replication fork reversal. Lineage: Eukaryota; Metazoa; Chordata; Aves; Passeriformes; Icteridae. Gene Ontology annotation, molecular function: 5'-flap endonuclease activity; single-stranded DNA helicase activity.